UCGGGUGGCCCAUUCGUAUUUUAGGCGGUAGAAUCCAGCGGAUCCGGUCUCGGGUAAUACAUUCUGCAUCUCAGGGGUCAGCCGAGUUCCUCAAAACUACGAUCAAAUGACGAAAUGCCGGCUGCUCUAUUUGUUCUUAUUAACGGCUCUGAUGAUGAGCACAGAAGCGGCAAAGGGCAUAGGUAGAGGGAGAGGCCGUCCCCGAGGAAGGGUGUACAACUCGCGGUUACCCAUCCUGAUACCCAACCGAAAUCCUGCCAGUGCGCGCUAUUACGAGAACAAGGAUGGUGCCAAGAUCGUGAAGGCGUCCCACUUCGAGCUGGAUUACAUGCUGGGCAGAAAGAUCACGUUCUUCUGCAUGGCCACCGGUUUCCCGAGACCGGAAAUCACUUGGCUCAAGGACGGCAUCGAGCUCUACCAUCAUCAAUUCUUCCAGGUACACGAGUGGUUUAAUAACGACACGAUAAAAUCGAAAAUGGAGAUAGAUCCUGCCACGCAGAAGGACGCGGGUUACUACGAAUGUCAGGCGGAUAAUCAGUACUCCGUCGAUCGACGAGGCUUUAGAACGGAUUACGUUAUGAUCUCGUAUUAAACGCAUUUUCCGACUGUAGCUGCGAUCGCAUAGUAGAACCUAUAAUACUUUGUCAAUAAUAGACAGCACUAUUAUUAACGAUUUAUCUCUUGAUACAUUUCUGUUUAACCAGCAGUCGUAUUACUAGUUCUUAAUUGUUAAUAGCUUUAAUGGGAAGUGUGCAAAUAAAAAUUUUACGUUUUAACAGA
Molecule: messenger RNA, 780 nt
Organism: Linepithema humile (Argentine ant)
Lineage: Eukaryota; Metazoa; Arthropoda; Insecta; Hymenoptera; Formicidae
Source: RefSeq, a predicted model, not a curated record